AUGGAGAAUGUGCAUGGCUCUUCUCUCGAUGUGGGAAUGUGUGCCAGUACAUUGUAUCUAUCUAUGAAGGACGCAGAAGCAUGGAAGCGGGAAAUUACGGAGAAGCUCCAACGAAAAGUGGAGAAAGGGGAAGAGAACAUGAGCAUCUACAAAGUUCCAACAAGACUUCGAAGAGUUAAAGAUGAAGCCUAUAACUGUCGUGUCGUCUCGAUCAGACCUUUCCAACUGGAGAACCCUGACCUCGCAGCUAUGAGCGAGCACAAAUGGCAUUACCUGCAAUUCUUUCUUAAGCGAGUAGGUGAUGAUGAGCAGUCUCGUCGCAUUCUAGAAGAGUUCACAACUUCUAUUUACGAUUUAGAUGCAGUAGUUCGUGGAUGCUACUCCGAAAAGUUCAAUCACAUUUAUAAGAAUGUGCUUGCAGAAAUCAUGUUGCUUGACGGUUGCUUUAUUUUAGAACUUCUCCUCAGGUAUGAACAACACUUCAAUAAGAACAAUAAUCAUUCUCUUUCUAUUGUAAUAUUCAAUAGUGCCUGGAUGAUCGCAGCUUUUCAGCAUGACCUUGCCUUACUUGAAAACGAAAUCCCCUUCUUCAUUCUCAAACUUUUGUAUGAUGCUAUUAAGAUUCCUCUAAGAGGUCACCCACCAAAAUCAGUCACCAACUUAGCUCUUAGCUUCUUUCAGCCUACAAAUCACAAGGCAAUAGAAAAAACACUUGAUCCCACCAAAGAUUACAAGCAUUUUCUUGAUCUCUUGCACAAAUUUUACCUUCCCAGUAGGAACCCUGUUUUAGUAAACUCCCCUUCACUGCAUCAAGUCUCUGUUGACUUGACGCCUCAGAAUCAGCAUAUUCCUAUGGUGCAACCAAAUGCAAGUGCACGCGUUAAUCCGAAAGCUGGUGCAAAGAGAAUUAAAGCAUGCGGAUUAAAUUUCACUGCUACAAAACUGCUGGGGGUGGGAUUGAGUUCGAAAUGUUAUAAAAACAAAAUGGUGUGA
Molecule: messenger RNA, 993 nt
Organism: Argentina anserina (silverweed cinquefoil)
Lineage: Eukaryota; Viridiplantae; Streptophyta; Magnoliopsida; Rosales; Rosaceae
Product: UPF0481 protein At3g47200-like
Exons: 4
Coding region: 1-993 (330 amino acids)
Source: RefSeq, a predicted model, not a curated record